This is a messenger RNA of Anisakis simplex (herring worm), 174 nucleotides long. The record is from the annotation of a GenBank genome assembly. Lineage: Eukaryota; Metazoa; Nematoda; Chromadorea; Rhabditida; Anisakidae.
GGUACGUUGUUGGCACUGAGCGGUAUUAUAAUGAUACCGUUGAGACGGGUGAGUGCCUGGGAGCAGCGUCGCGAUGAGGCGAAACGCAGACGACUCUCCUCCAAGGACAACCGCACUCCGGCCGAGCUCGAACCUCUGAACGCCUCUGGCAAGGAGACGAACGCAGCGAAAUGA